Molecule: messenger RNA, 1589 nt
Organism: Phyllopteryx taeniolatus (common seadragon)
Lineage: Eukaryota; Metazoa; Chordata; Actinopteri; Syngnathiformes; Syngnathidae
Product: large ribosomal subunit protein uL3-like
Exons: 10
Coding region: 142-1368 (408 amino acids)
Biological process (GO): ribosomal large subunit assembly; translation
Cellular component (GO): cytosolic large ribosomal subunit; ribosome
Molecular function (GO): RNA binding; structural constituent of ribosome
Source: RefSeq, a predicted model, not a curated record
AUUCACUUUGGCAAAGAGUGCUUUGUUUGAAAGCGAACACGACUCCUCGGUGGGGCCAAACACCAAAUUAGAGCCUCACACUGUGUGCCUUCCUACGUCAGGUUGUUCUUGCUAGCCCGCGCCUGAUCAGCGUCUGCAGACAUGUCACAUCGCAAAUUCCACGCUCCACGCCACGGACACUUGGGCUUUCUCCCUCGCAAGCGUAGCAAGAAGCACAGGGGCAGAGUGCGCACGUGGCCUAAAGAUGACCCCGGCAAACCCGUGCACCUCACGGCCUUCCUGGGGUACAAGGCUGGCAUGACCCACACCCUCAGAGAGGUGCACCGCGUUGGUCUCAAGCAAACGAAGCGCGAACAGGUGGAGGCGGUCACCAUCAUUGAGACCCCCCCGCUCAUUGUGGUGGGUGUGGUGGGCUACAUCCGCACCGUGCGAGGUCUGCGCGCCCUCAAGACCAUCUUUGCUGAGCAUCUCAGUGAUGAGUGCAAGCGCAGAUUCUACAAAAACUGGCACAAGAGCAAGAAGAAGGCCUUCACUAAAUACAGUCAAAAGUGGCAAGAUGAGGCAGGAAAGAAAGAGCUGGACAAGGAUUUUACUCGGAUGAAAAAAUAUUCUUCAGUUAUUCGGGUUAUUGUUCACUCUCAGAUGCGAUUGCUGCCCAUAAAGCAGAAGAAGGCGCACAUCUUGGAGGUGCAGUUAAACGGGGGGAGCAUUUUGGAAAAGGUGGAUUGGGCAAAGGAGCGUCUGGAGCGAGCUGUUCCCGUGUCCGCUGUUUUCCACCAGGAUGAGUUGAUUGAUGUCAUCGGGGUCAGCAAGGGUCAUGGCUUCAAAGGUGUGACAAGCCGCUGGCACACAAAGAAGCUCCCCAGGAAGACCCACAAGGGUCUGCGGAAGGUGGCGUGCAUCGGCGCGUGGCAUCCGGCUCAAGUGGGAUUCAGCAUCGCGCGGGCCGGACAGAAGGGUUUUCACCACCGGACUGAGAUCAACAAGAAGAUCUAUCGAAUCGGUCGGGGGCUUCACAUCCAGGAUGGAAAGGUCGUCCGGAAUAACGCCUCCACCGAUUAUGACAUCAGCCAGAAGACCAUCACACCCAUGGGAGGCUUCCCGCACUACGGCGACGUGAAGAAUGAUUUUGUCAUGGUGAAAGGUUGCGUAGUCGGCGCCAAAAAACGUGCCCUCACCCUCCGGAAGUCUUUGCUGGUGCACACGUCUCGCAAAUCGUUGGAAGCCAUCGAGCUCAAGUUCAUUGACACCACGUCCAAGUUUGGUCACGGUCGCUUCCAGACCGCGCAGGAGAAAAGCGCUUUUAUGGGCCCACGAAAGAUGGAUGCCUUCAAGACUGUGCCGGAGCCUCAACCAGAAGAGAUCUAAAAAUUUGGAGUAUUUGAACCAAAAUGAAGCUUGCAGUUUUUCAGAAGGAAGGUGAAAUGUAUCAUUACAAAUAAAGGGUUUGAACACGUUUUGAUUUAAUCCACAGGAGACGCUUAUGACAUCAGCAACAUUUUUAUUUUGGGCAUAGAAGACUAAGUGCUUGCAAAAUUUGUCAUUUUCGCAUUAAGCGGACUAGAAUAAACAGUAAACAUGUACUUGAA